This is a messenger RNA of Melitaea cinxia (Glanville fritillary), 1227 nucleotides long. RefSeq lists its product as uncharacterized. The record is from RefSeq and is a predicted model, not a curated record. Lineage: Eukaryota; Metazoa; Arthropoda; Insecta; Lepidoptera; Nymphalidae. The transcript is spliced from 3 exons. Bases 1 to 1227 code for a protein of 408 amino acids.
AUGGCUUUACAAAACUAUUGUCAGGCCAAUAAUUAUCUACAGUGCGACAAUGACAGCUCACGCGCGGUUGUCAAUCUGUCAAAAUGUCAAUUAGAUAUAAACACAAUAAAAGUUUUGGAAAAGGGAUUAAAUUUCGCUGUUACACCUCGCAAGAUACCUUUCGAAGAAAUUAUUUGUAACGUUGAAGACUGUCUGUCGAGAAACAAUAUAAAGAAGGAAGAUUUGGAGGCUAUCAGACAAGAUAUAUCGUCAGCAUUACGACGAAGUUCUGUGCCAAAACUAAAUCUUCCCCGCGAACAAUUAAAAGCUUUAUUAGAUCUUCGAAACAGACGUGAAUUAACGGUUCUUCGUGCAGAUAAGGGUAAUGCAACGGUUGUGAUGGAUACGUCAGAUUACAGGGAUAAAAUUCAACAACUAUUAUCGGAUGAAAACACUUAUACAAAUAUCAAAGCCGAUCCAACUAACAAGGUUUUGAAAAUAACUACUAAUCUAAUUAAAAAGUACUCCGAGUCGUUGAAUCUAGACGUCAAAUCUUUGAUUCCUUCUUGUCCAAAACCACCUAAGCUGUAUGGUUUGCCAAAAAUACACAAGGCUAAUGCUCCACUCCGUCCAAUUGUAAGCCAGAUCGACUUACCAACCUACAGACUGGCUAAACAUGCUGCCCAUGUACUUUCGCCACUGCGUGGACAAACCAGAGCACAUACACGGGAUUCGUACCACUUUGUUAAUGAGAUCAAACAUCUACAUCUCAGUGACAAUGAAACUAUGGUUAGUUUUGAUGUGCAAUCACUCUUUACAUGCUUACCGGUUGAAGAUUGCAUUAGUAUUGUGUCAAGAAAGCUAAAGGAAAAUGACAUGCCGAUAGAAUACGCUGACCUUCUCAAGCAUUGCCUUACAUCUGGCUACAUGUUGUGGAAUAAUCAGUUCUACAAACAAGUAGAUGGCGUAGCGAUGGGUUCACCAGUAUCCCCCGUUGUUGCCGACAUAUUUAUGGAGGACUUCGAGGAGACUGCUCUGCGUACCUCGCCCAUAACACCCAGGUUCUACAAACGUUGUAUGGAAAUUGCACCUGAGCGGUGGCGGAGUCACAUACAUAAAGUGUUAACGAUGUUCACGACAAGCAGCACAAACGAAGUACAAUGUAUAACGUACCUGGGUCUGCAACUACACGAUGAUCCAGCCUUCCUCGUGGGCAGCAAUUCUAAUAAUCUUGAAGCAAGUUGGUGA